Dama dama (fallow deer) is the source of this 1599-nucleotide messenger RNA. Its product is annotated as beta-1,4-galactosyltransferase 3-like. The record is from RefSeq and is a predicted model, not a curated record. Gene Ontology annotation, molecular function: glycosyltransferase activity. The transcript has a single exon. Gene Ontology annotation, biological process: galactosylceramide biosynthetic process; carbohydrate metabolic process. The coding region runs from base 1001 to 1441 and encodes 146 amino acids. NCBI's taxonomy places the organism in Eukaryota, Metazoa, Chordata, Mammalia, Artiodactyla, Cervidae.
CAAGAUGGCGGCAGCGAUUCCUGCCCGGCUGUCCGGGUGGCGGUGACGACGGGCGGCAGAAGGCCAGCUGGUCCCAAGAUUGCUGUUGGAGUGCUGGAUGGAGCCUGUCUCUGUCUUUUGUUACAUUUCCAAUUUUAUAUAAUGCUUCACAUCUCUGCUCCCCCGGGACCUCCUGGAGCCCCCAUGAUCCUGAAGAAGACAGUUUGAAUCUAGAACUCUCCUCUCUCUCUCAUCCAGACCUCAGCGCAGGAUGUUGCGGAGGUUGCUGGAGCGGCCCUGCACACUGGCCCUGCUUGUGGGCUCCCAGCUGGCAGUCAUGAUGUACCUGUCGUUGGGGGGCUUUCGAAGCCUCAGUGCCCUCUUUGGCCGAGAGCAGGAGCCGACAUUUGACUAUUCUCAUCCCCAUGAUGUCUACAGUAACCUCAGUCACCUGCCUGGGGCCCCUGUUGCCCCAGGGGGCCUUCCAGCUCCUCAAGGCCUGCUGUACUGUCCAGAACGAUCUCCUCUCUUAGUGGGUCCCGUGUCCGUGUCCUUCACCCCGGUGCCGUCGCUGGCAGAGAUCGUGGAGAGGAACCCCCGGGUGGGGCCGGGGGGCCGAUACCGCCCUGCAGGCUGUGAGCCCCGGUCCCGGACAGCCGUCAUUGUGCCCCACCGUGCCCGGGAGCACCACCUGCGCCUGCUGCUCUACCACCUGCAUCCAUUCCUGCAGCGCCAGCAGCUUGCUUAUGGCAUCUAUGUCAUCCACCAGGCUGGAAAUGGAACAUUUAAUAGGGCAAAGCUGCUGAAUGUUGGGGUGCGGGAGGCCCUGCGUGAUGAAGAAUGGGACUGCUUGUUCCUGCAUGAUGUGGAUCUCCUGCCAGAGAACGACCACAAUCUGUACGUGUGCGACCCCCGAGGACCUCGGCACGUUGCUGUUGCCAUGAACAGGUUUUGAUACAGCCUCCCAUAUCCCCAGUACUUUGGCGGGGUCUCGGCGCUCACUCCUGACCAGUGCCUGAAGAUGAAUGGCUUCCCCAAUGAAUACUGGGGCUGGGGUGGUGAGGAUGAUGACAUUGCUGCCAGGGUUCGCUUGGCUGGGAUGAAGAUCUCUCGUCCCCCCACAUCUGUGGGGCACUAUAAGAUGGUGAAGCACCGAGGAGAUAAGGGCAACGAGGAAAAUCCCCACAGAUUUGACCUCCUGGUCCGUACCCAGAAUUCCUGGACUCAAGAUGGCAUGAACUCACUGACAUACCAAUUGCUGUCUCGAGAGCUGGGCCCUCUCUAUACCAACAUCACAGCAGACAUUGGAACUGACCCUCGGGGUCCCCGGACUUCCUCUGGUCCCCAUUACCCACCUGGUUCCUCCCAAGCCUUCCGUCAGGAGAUGCUGCAGCACCGGCCCCCAGCCAGGCCUGGCCCUCUGCCUACUGCCAACCACACAGCUCCCCAUGGUUCACACUGACUCCUUCUUAAUCAUGAAACUGAAUCUUUCCCACUUUAAUCAUGAAACUGAAUCGGAGGGGUUACAUUUUCCCCACCCUCAGCUCCUCACUGCUCUUAGAGGGAUGUGGGGGAACUGAACUUCACUGCUGUGCUGGGGGCAGGGGCCUCGCCUCACUG